AUGACUACAACAAUGCUGUACACGACGGGCAUUUCAAUGGAGGAGCCAAGCCAUCGGUUUUCGCCCACGACAGUAGCUCCUGGGAAGCCCAGGCAUCGACCAAAAGCCUUGCAGAUCCAGCCAUUGAACCCCAGCGAAUUGAGCGCGAAAUUGAACGAUAUUUCAGUCGAGCAAGAAGGCCAGCCUUGUCGUCCAGUCCACACAGAGGACUCACUCCGGACCCCAUUAUCUGCAACAAGUAUGGGUGCUCUGUCUCCACGGACUAUUCAGCCAAAACAUGCGUCGCUAUCGAUUCCCACCCCCGUUUCAUCGAGAGUCUUCAGGAAAGAGAAGACUGAUGAUAAAACUAAUUCACCUUUGUCCGCAAAGCCGCCACGUCGUGGCAGCUUUUUUGACGCGUUCCGCUUCAGAGGCUCGAACUACACUGAUGAAUCGCAGAAGCAGACAGAGGAGGAUGUUCAGAAGCCUGCUCGUUACAAGCAUGUUCCUCAGGUGGCAGCGCAACAGUUUGCUCGCACCACAACAGUCGAGCCCCUCACUCAGAAAGCUUCACCCAAAGGAAUGAGACCUGCUCCCGGCCCCCACCCCAUGAGUAAUGGCACCAUAUCACUGCAAGAAUACAAUAGGCAGUAUAGAAGAGCACAGAGUCUCUGCAGCGGAAGGCCAACUAGCGCCAGCAACGUUGCGAGGAUGGGAGGCACUGAGCUGGAUAAAGUGUCAGCCCAACGCAAGAGACAAACUGCCCGUAAUUCCAUGCUUUGGAAUGCCAAUGGAUCUGAGUUAUCACGAAGAAUGAGCACGGGUAACAUGCAGCCUCAUCCUCAAGCCCGACGAGAAUCAAUAUGUACGGGUGUCGGAGGCUUUCAAGGGAACGUCACGUCAUCAGCGAGACGUGGAUCCGCAAGCUCGUCAGGCUUCUCCGAUGCAUCAUCCCCGUUUGUACGCGAGUCUGGCCCAGCAACCCCUUUUAAGCAAGAGUUUGGUAUCAACACUUCGCCAAACCGUCGAGGGUCUGAGACUAGUGCAGCCACUUCUUGUUCGAGGAGAGGUAGCUUUGUGAACAUCCCCAACCCUCAGCACGCGGCUGAGAUACACCGGGUGGACUGGUCUCAGAGUGACCAACCAGUCAAGGUUCGACAAGAUUCGAAGUGGGGAGGCCUCAAACAUCGAAAGGCUAGUUUGAGCCAGCAGAAGCCCAACGCCGAGGACCAAGGGUACAAUUUUACCAAGACGAGCUCACAGCCAUCUGUUUCUCCAAAGUCACCCAAAUCUGGGUUCUUGAGGCGAUUCAUGCAUUAG
Messenger RNA from Fusarium tjaetaba, 1299 nucleotides. RefSeq lists its product as uncharacterized. The transcript has a single exon. The coding region runs from base 1 to 1299 and encodes 432 amino acids. The record is from RefSeq and is a predicted model, not a curated record. Lineage: Eukaryota; Fungi; Ascomycota; Sordariomycetes; Hypocreales; Nectriaceae.